This is a messenger RNA of Gryllus bimaculatus (two-spotted cricket), 686 nucleotides long. NCBI's taxonomy places the organism in Eukaryota, Metazoa, Arthropoda, Insecta, Orthoptera, Gryllidae. The record is from the annotation of a GenBank genome assembly.
GAUUCACGCCCAAUGGAAUGUGUCUGUCCUGACGUGGUUACAGCUACGCAUCUUGAAAAAUAUUUUGUUGUAAAAGGGAAAAAUAUGUCGAAGUGUUUAAUAGUUUUCUAAAACUCAUAUUCAAAUUUAUCGUCAGUAGUACCGAUGAAAUAUAAUGUUUUUCGUAUAAGAAUUUUAAUGUGAAUACUAGUUGAAUUAGGAGUAAGUUCAGUUGCACCAGCAGCAUAGUUGGCUCACAGGCUUGGUUCUCUUCGCCAUGUUGUUUGGGCAGGGCUGGCAACUUAUGAUUGACCAUUUUUGCGUUUGUAAUUAAGGUACUUCAUAGAUUUUAGUUUGUUUUCACAUUAUGGUUUCUUGUUCUUUGAAGUAUGAACCAGAUGCAAAAUAUAUAAUUAAUAAUUAAUUUUAUCUAUAUCAUCUUUUCCGAAGGCAUAAAAAUAAUGGAUCUUCCAGGGUCAUGCGGAAUAAAAACUAGCAUUAGUAUUUUGUACGAAAAUACAUGCACAAUUUGGAAAUUUUAGGGUUAUGGUUUUUAACAAAUUUGUUUAUAAUUCUAAAAGCACUAUAGCUCCCUUUUCAGAGUCUUGAGAAUAUGAAGCUGAGGAUAUGAGUGAUUGGUGAAUUGUGAUGUCUGGUUGUAUCUUCAAUUCACAAUGUCAUCCCCAAAACAUACCAUUUAUAUAGAG